Messenger RNA from Aspergillus ochraceoroseus IBT 24754, 926 nucleotides. It is a transcript of the gene pre4, whose product is annotated as proteasome core particle subunit beta 7. Lineage: Eukaryota; Fungi; Ascomycota; Eurotiomycetes; Eurotiales; Aspergillaceae. Gene Ontology annotation, cellular component: proteasome core complex. The transcript has 3 exons. The record is from RefSeq and is a predicted model, not a curated record. Bases 85 to 867 code for a protein of 260 amino acids.
CUUUGUUUGUUUGAUCUUGAAACCCUUUCGAUCUUCUAUCUCUCUAUUGAUUCUCAGUUACGUCCCUGCAUUUUACGAUCCAUCAUGAAUCACUUUCCUGGAACCUGGGGUCGGCCUAGGGAUGAUAUCUACGGACCUUACGAUCAUUCUUACCUUCAUUCUACCGGACCAAAAGCUCACACUCAGUCGCCAGCUGUGACGGGCACAUCGGUUAUCGCUGUCAAGUUCAACGGAGGAGUUGCAAUUGCUGCUGAUAACUUGGCCUCGUACGGAUCUCUUGCCCGUUUCACCGAUGUCAAACGUCUCCGAGUGUUUGGCGACUCCGCCAUAGUUGGAUUCAGUGGUGAUGUGUCGGACAUGCAAUAUAUCGACCGCCUUUUGGAGUCCAUCGACAUCAGAGAGAACUACUCGCAACACGGCAACAUGCUCAACGCGAAAAACCUUCACACCUACCUGUCUAAGGUCUUCUACAAGCGUCGCUCCGAGUUCAACCCUCUCUGGAAUCACAUCCUCGUUGCAGGCUUUGAUGGAGACAAUAAGCCUUUCCUGAGCUCCGCCGAUCUGCUUGGAACCACAUUCUCUGCUCCUCAUCUUGCGACCGGUUUCGGUGCUCAUCUUGCCGUCCCCAUUCUGCGCCGACUAUUCCCGGAGGAGCGGCCAGUUGAAGAAAUCACUAAGGAAGACGCAGUGGCAGCUCUGAAGGACUGUCUCAAGGUUCUCUGGUACCGCGAUGCACGAAGUCUUGACAAGUAUUCUCUGGCUAUCAUUACUCCGGAAGGAAUCGAGAUGCGUGAAGAUCAGCAGAUCGAGGCCCAGAGCUGGGCGUUUGCUGAAACGAUCAAAGGAUACGGAGCUCAGGUUAACUAGGAUGUUAUUUAGUUUUUACGGGUAUUGAAAUAAUAGAACACAGUUCGCAGAUUUCUUAA